AUGCUUCUCUUUAGCUGCUUGGAGUAAUUUAUUCGUUAUUCCAGUUGGUGUGGUGCUCGAAGGCGGCCACAUAUCAAAAAACUGGCAAAAUGAAGUUUCUUCACUUGACUUUGACAAUUUUCGUCGUGUUUCUGGUCACUGAGGGCUUGACCGAGAAAAUUAGAAAACACAAAAAAUACAGGAAGCAUCGCAAACCCGCACUUGAGGAGACCGAGUCAGCCGAUACGAGUAAAACUUUGGAAAAAAAUGACAUCGAGGCCCCACCGGAAGUGACUGAUGAAGAAAUUAUUGACAAUCGCGUCCCUCUCAUUGAUCCCUGCAUUAAGGUGCAUUGCGGGGCUGGGAGGGUGUGCGAAGUGGACUCUGAGGGCGAGCCCCAGUGCGUUUGCAUCCCCACGUGCCCCGUUGAGACCGAACCUCGACGAAAAGUCUGCUCCAACCAUAACGAAACUUGGAGUUCAGACUGCGCUGUCUAUCAACAGAGGUGUCUGUGUGAUAGGGGUGACCCGGAAUGUAAAGGAGAGCAAUACAAACAUGUCCAUAUUGAGUAUUACGGCGAGUGCCGCGAGAUGAAACAAUGUACCAAAGAAGAAAUGGCCGAUUUCCCUCGCCGAAUGCGCGAUUGGCUCUUCAACAUCAUGCGAGACUUGGCCGACAGGUCCGAAUUGACCCCUCAUUACCUCAAGAUGGAACGCGAGGCCGAAUCCAACAUGACUCGUCGCUGGACAAACGCCGCGAUUUGGAAAUUCUGCGACUUGGAUGGCUAUCCUCCAGACCGGUCCGUUUCUCGUCACGAGUUGUUCCCCAUUCGAGCUCCUUUGAUGGCCCUCGAGCACUGCAUAGCCCCCUUUUUAAACUCGUGUGACGUCAACGAUGACCAUAGAAUCAACAUCAAAGAAUGGGCCAAAUGCUUGGAAUUGGACGAAGACGAAAUUGAAGAUAGGUGUGAAGAGAUUAACGAUGCUGAGGAAUAAUUUUAGGUUUUGUGGCGCUCUAAUGCAGAAUUAAAUGGUGCUAAAGUCCUAACUAGGUCAUAGAUAACGAAGAGUUUUUGUAAAUUUUAUUUGUACUUAUAGAUGGAUUUAUUGUGAAUAACACUGCCUUAUUUUUAUCGUAUUUUUGUAUAAAAUGCUAUUAAUGCAAAAUAAAUACCUAGUAGUUUUGAUUUUA
Molecule: messenger RNA, 1170 nt
Organism: Tribolium madens (black flour beetle)
Lineage: Eukaryota; Metazoa; Arthropoda; Insecta; Coleoptera; Tenebrionidae
Gene: SPARC
Product: SPARC
Exons: 5
Coding region: 90-974 (294 amino acids)
Biological process (GO): anatomical structure development
Molecular function (GO): extracellular matrix binding; collagen binding; calcium ion binding
Source: RefSeq, a predicted model, not a curated record